UCCCUCACAAUGUGGCUGUACCUGGUGGCACUGGUGGGCCUCUGGAAGCUCCUGCGCUUGUUCAGGGAGAGGCAGGUGGUGAGCCAUCUCCAGGACAAGUAUGUCUUCAUCACGGGCUGUGACUCGGGCUUUGGGAACCUGCUGGCCAGACAGCUGGACAGGAGAGGCAUGAGGGUCCUGGCUGCGUGUCUGACGGAGGAGGGAGCCGAGCAGCUGAGGAACAAGACAUCUGACAGGCUGGAGACAGUGAUCCUUGAUGUCACCAAGACAGAGAGCAUUGUGGCAGCCACUCAGUGGGUGAAGGAGCGUGUUGGAGACAAAGGACUCUGGGGUCUGGUUAACAACGCAGGUGUCCUACAACCAUUUGCCUACCUUGAGUGGUACAGACCAGAGGACUACACGUCUAUCCUCCAUGUGAACCUCAUUGGUUUGACCCAGGUGACUCUGAGCAUGCUUUUCCUGGUCAAGAAGGCUCGGGGCAGGAUCGUCAACGUCUCCAGUGUUUUGGGAAGAGUCGCGUUGUUUAGCGGGUUCUACAGUUGCUCCAAGUAUGGCGUUGAGGCCUUUUCAGAUGUGCUAAGGCGUGAGAUUAAAGAUUUCGGGGUGAAAGUCAGCAUAAUUGAACCUGGGAGCUUCAGCACAGGAAUGACGGAUCCAGAGUUAAGUAUUGAGAGAACCAAGAUAGCCUGGGAAGCGGCCCCUGAGCACGUCAAGGAGUCCUACGGACAGCGGUUUUUUGACGACUUUUGCAGCACCACCAAACGCGAGUUGAUGAAGUGUAGCACUAACCUGAGCCUAGUCACGGACUGCAUGGAGCACGCUCUGACCUCCACGCAUCCUCGCACCCGGUACUUGGCUGGCUGGGAUGCCAGGUUUAUCUUCCUCCCUUUAUCUUAUUUGCCUACAUCACUGGUAGACUACUUAUUUGCCCUAUCUAGGGGCAAGCCAGCUCAGGCAGCCUGA
This is a messenger RNA of Apodemus sylvaticus (European woodmouse), 963 nucleotides long. RefSeq names its product 17-beta-hydroxysteroid dehydrogenase type 6. The coding region runs from base 10 to 963 and encodes 317 amino acids. NCBI's taxonomy places the organism in Eukaryota, Metazoa, Chordata, Mammalia, Rodentia, Muridae. The transcript is spliced from 4 exons. Gene Ontology annotation, molecular function: oxidoreductase activity. The record is from RefSeq and is a predicted model, not a curated record.